AAUUCAUUUAAUAAAAUAAAUAUUCAUAAUAAAGUUAAAUAAAAUUAAAAAAUAUCGUAUCUUAUAAUAUACAUAUAUUAAACAUUUCAUUCAUUCCAUUUAUAAAAUUAAACUUUUGAGCUUAAAAUAAAAUUUUAUUGCCUUGUAUAAAUUUAUUUCAAGAUUCGUUAAAAAAACAAUAAUAUUAUUAAGAAAAGUAUAUUAGAAAAAUAUGUAAAGAAAAUAAGUAAAAAAAUUAUUGUAGAACAUCAACUACUAACAUUCUAUUUAUUAAUGCUCAACCUUGCCACACAGUUAUAAAUAAUUUAAUACAAUUAAGAAUUGUAAAUACAAAUACAAAUAAAAUGCUCAUUUACAUCCUUUCAUUUAUCCUUCCUAAACAACUUUAAAAUAUUGCGCAGACUACAUAUGUUUAUGUAUAUUAACUACUAUUAUGUAGUAAAUAUUACACCAAAAUUAAAAUUAAAAAAUAAAUGAUAUACUCAAUAAAAUAUACUCAAAUAAUUACAAUUAUAUAUAUAUUUUUACAAUUUUUACAAUUUUAUAAUUAUUUAAUUUCCACAAAUCGAAACUUUUGAAUAUCAGUAGAUAUAGUUAAUUUCCUUAAGAAUCAAAACAUUUUGAUGACGACUACGUCAAGUUAAAGACACCGAUUUGAUUGAUGAUCGAAAAGUACCGAUUCCUGUGACAAAACGGUUGAUUUCAUCCGGAUGACAUUGCGACGACAUCCAACAACGAACGCAUAGGCGGCGAUAAUUCCUCGAUAAUAGCUCGAUAACGUCCCAUGGAAUUUCAUCAGAGCAGUGCAGCGACGGCGGCGUUCGACGACGCUGCGACCAUCAACACGCCAAAAAUCGCUUCGCCUUUCUACCGACACAACAUGACUUCCGAUAAACAAAGUGCCGGCUCUAAUUGCUGUCGAAUAUGUCACGAAGAUGAAAGUUCGGAAGAAUUGAUAGAUCCUUGCAAAUGUUCCGGUACAUUGGGCCUAAUCCAUGCUUCUUGUUUGGAAAAAUGGUUGUCCAUGUCGAACACCGAUCGUUGUGAGAUUUGUAACCUGUCAUUCGAGAUACAGAGGAACUAUAAACCGUUAUUACAGUCUUUCAGACAAUGGUGGAGAACUAGAAACAGAUACGGACCACAAGGUAUAACUGGCGAUAUAGUGUGUCUGAUACUGUUAACUCCACUUUGUAUCGCGGCAACAUACUUCUGCGCAAUUGGCGCAUCCGCUUAUACCAAGCUUGGUUUUUGGGAGGGAACAGGCUUGACUGCCCUUUGUAGCGUACUGGUAGCCACUUAUUGCUUGUGGUUGAUUGUCACUAUCAGGUUUCAUUAUAGGUCGUGGCAACAAUGGCGCACAAGAAAUCAAGACGUUAAGUUAAUAGUAAAGCACAAGCCCGAAACAUGUACCAUCGAAUUCUCAAAUCCUUUGGAAGAUGAAUUUAAGAUUUAAAAGCAUCCAAUAAUUUUGAUAAACAAUUUACAAUUCAUAAAUUUCAUUGAAAUUGUUAAAACUACCGAAAUUACUAUCUGUAUAUUGUCAUAUUCGCGUCUUAAUUUGCCAUUAUAAGAAUCUUAUCUUCCUAUACUUUUAAAGUGAUUUGCUUUCCGAUCAUUUGAAAUAUGUACAUUGAUACGGUAUGGUGGGAGUACAGUCUGCUCAAAUCUGUACAACAAUACAAGUUUAUGUAAUAUCGUGCUAUUAAAUAAUUUAAAGCUCAGAUGUAUUUAACAUUGCGAAUGCGUCAAUAUUGUGAAUCGAUACUGUGUGAUAUUAAUAAGCGUUCAAAUAAUGAAGUACCUGAGCCGAGAGAUAAAUUAGUUUAAUCGAUAACUCUGUUAAUUUUAUGAAUAAUUAGUUAUGCGUUUUUCAAAAUUUAACAAUUAAACGGUAAUGUUCCCUCAAAAUUUUUAAACGUUCAUAUAUGAUUAAUAUUAUUUAAUCAUUGUUUUUAUGUGAUAUUAAUGUACUUACUUAUCAUCUCGUGUCUUCGAAGGAGAAAAUACUGAUCUGUGUUUUCAGUCUUUUUUACCUUGUAUUGAGAUUAUUUAAUUAAUUUAAUGCAAUGCUAUAUACCAUUUUUAAUAAAUUAUUUGUAUACGCCUCCAGUAUUAAAACGAGUGAUAUUUAAAUUAGAACGUACUUAUUAAAGAAGUAUGUGGGCGAAUUUUGUAUAUUUAUAAAUGUAUUUUCAUAAAAAUGAAACGGUGUAUGAACUAAUGCACAAGAUUUUAGUACGUGCACUUUUUGUAACAAGAUAUUCGAUGUAUAUAACGAUACAUUUAAAACGAUAAGAGACUUUUGUACUGCGUUUGAAACAGUAUUUCUUCUUACCAUUUAAUUGUGAUAAGAAUAUCAGUAAACAGUAAAGAUAAAUUUGUCAAAAACAUCGAAAAGGAAUACGGCGUCAGUUGUAAUUAUUUUUUGUAAUUUAUUUACAAUAAUAUCUGAAUAAUAUGAAAUUUGUAAAUAAUAAAAUGUGUUUAACUAUGUCAA
Messenger RNA from Bombus huntii, 2497 nucleotides. RefSeq names its product E3 ubiquitin-protein ligase MARCHF3-like. Gene Ontology annotation, molecular function: ubiquitin-protein transferase activity; zinc ion binding. Lineage: Eukaryota; Metazoa; Arthropoda; Insecta; Hymenoptera; Apidae. Bases 785 to 1453 code for a protein of 222 amino acids. The transcript has 4 exons. Gene Ontology annotation, biological process: protein ubiquitination. The record is from RefSeq and is a predicted model, not a curated record.